UUAGGAAAAAUUUAUUCUCUGAAGGAGUGGUGAGGUGCUGGGAUGGGCUGCCCAGGGAGGUGGUGGAGUCACCAUCCCUGGAGGUGUUCAGGAAAAGUUUAGAUGUUGUACUAAGGGACGUGGUUUUGUGUGGAAAUAUUGGCAAUAGGUGGAUGGUUGGGCUGGAUGAUCUUAGAGGUCUUUUCCAAACUUGGUGAUUCUACGAUAUACAUAACUAGAGUUCAGUUAUGGAGAGCAUUUUUCUAAACUGGAACAAAAAGUAUUCAUGUGUCUAUCUUUCCUCUUUCAAACAGGAAGCAACAACUUUAUAUGGCUCAUGUCUGACAACAUGCACCACCAGUGGCUGCUUCUAGCUGCAUGCUUUUGGGUGAUAUUCAUGUUCAUGGUUGCCAGCAAGUUUAUCACAUUGACUUUUAAAGAUCCAGAUGGCUAUGGUGCCAAGCAAGAGCCAUUAAUGCUGACAGCUGUGACAAAAGUGGAGGAGGCACAUGUGCCAGAGGAGAAACAUUGGACUAAAGAAUUCCAGCCAACUGGAAAAGCUUUUACUGGAAAUCUGCUACACCAUCCCCUGGUUCAUAUGGAAAGACUUGAGCUUCUCCGGAAUGUCUGCAGAGACACUGCAUUGAGAAAUCUCUCUCACACUGCGGUUUCCAAAUUCGUCUUGGAUCGAAUAUUUGUGUGUGACAAGCACAAGAUCCUGUUUUGUCAGACGCCGAAAGUGGGCAACACUCAGUGGAAAAAAGUCUUGAUCGUUUUAAAUGGAGCAUAUUCUUCCAUAGAUGAGAUCCCUGAAAGUAUUGUACAUGAUCAUGAGAAGAAUGGCCUUCCACGCUUGUCCUCUUUCAGUGACUCUGAAAUUAAAAAACGACUGAAUUUGUACUUCAAGUUUUUUAUUGUUAGAGAUCCAUUUGAAAGACUUAUUUCCGCAUUUAAAGACAAGUUUGUGCACAAUCCUCGGUUCGAACCUUGGUACCGACACGAAAUUGCUCCCAGCAUCAUCCGUAAAUACAGAAGGAAUCGCACGGAGACCAAAGGGCUGCAGUUUGAGGAUUUUGUGCGCUAUCUGGGUGACCCUAACCACCGAUGGCUGGAUGUCCAGUUUGGCGAUCACAUCAUUCACUGGGUGACCUAUGUGGAACUCUGCGCCCCCUGCGAAAUCACGUACAGUGUGAUUGGACACCAUGAAACCCUGGAGGACGAUGCUCCCUACAUUUUGAAAGCAGCUGGCAUAGACCGUCUGGUAUCAUACCCCACGAUUCCACCAGGCAUAACAGUGUACAACAAAACAAAAGUAGAGAGGUAUUUUUCGGGAAUCAGCAAGAGAGACAUAAGACGCCUCUAUGCUCGCUUUGAAGGCGAUUUUAAACUCUUUGGGUAUCGGGAACCGGACUUCUUGCUUAACUGACACCCGGGAUAAGCUCUGGAGAAAUGUCUUAAUUGAAACCUGCGUGAACACCAGCUGCAACCCUGACAGAGAUGAGAACGACCAUUUAUUUUCUAGCUUUUUGACGUUGCCCCAUUCUUAGAUGAAAUAUGUGUCAUAUGGAGAGUUAGGGGCUUACAGUUGUUACUUACUGACUGUAUUUUCAGUAUGUGACAUUGCAAUCUGUUAGGAAUGAAGUCGGUUAUCUAAAACACAGGAUUCCACUUCUUCCCAUUCCCUCCAGGAAAAAAAAAAAAGAAAAACAAAUGGGCGAUGGUCUUCCUCCUCCCUCUCCCAGGCAGAAUGCAAUUUAAAAAUGUUGUGAAGUAUGUAUAAAGAUGGCAGCCUCACUGCAGGUUAACGCUGACACGUGUGUGAGCUUGAUGAUUUGUGUUUAUGAGAAGGGCACUCAGUCUCCCGUGAGCUUUGAAAAUUAGAGGCCAGUACAGGACUAAAGAUUGAUGGAAUGCUUCACAAGUAAAAUCAUCUAGUUUCUGUCAUGUGGCUGCUAUAAUAAUAGUAAUGCUGAUCUAAUCCCAUUUUUGUUUGUCACAAAGUGAAUCUAAUUAGAAGCUUUAGAAUUGUUCAAAAAGGGGCUGGUUCUAGAACCCAGUUAUCUGUAUUUUUGUCAAGUGUUUACUGUACUUACUACUGGUCUAUUGAGCCUCAUCAGUCUACUUCUGAUUUUCAAGGUAUUAUUUAACUCCUGGCUACGUAAGUUAUCUGAGAACACCAGGUGCAAACGGAGCAUAGAAGAAAUAUGAAACCAUUAGGGAACCUUUAAGGAAAAUUAAUUUAAAAUAAAGAAUUAAUUCUAUUUGUGGGAGCACGUACAGAAAUCAAAGAUGCCACACAUUUUAACUUGUUUUGUCUUCUAACAGUCAAGAUUAAUAAAGAAGCCACGAAAGCAGGUUGUCCUAUGAAAGAGCUGCUAGAGUUACUUGGGUUAAUGGUCUUCCUUUUUCUUACUAUCCUGCCUUGCUCAGUGUUCAGUACCUUACAGAAGAGAAUGUUUCUUUCCCUCACAAAAUUCAUCCCCCUCCUGCUGAAGUAGGCAGUAUUUGGAUCCUUCUGUUUUCCAGUGACUCACUGCCAUGGUGUCCUGAGUUUAAAAAGCCCAACAUUUGUGCUACCAACAGGUGAGGUGGCAGCUUGCCAGGAGUUUGAAUUUCACUUACGUUUCUGUACUUGUUUUGUGCGUCCAAAAAAAAAACAAAAACAAAAAAAAACCCAGAACUGAAUGAGUGCAGCCAUAAUAUUUGCCUGUGCUUGCAUUCUGCCUGAUAAGGAGACGUCUUGAGUUUGAGCUCACCAGCAAUAAGAAUCAGCGUGCUGCCACUUCGUCCUGCAGUUCGUGGGAGGGAGACCACAAACCCAGACUGCGGCCAUCGGUCUGUCCAAAGUGAGCGUGCGUCCCGUGUUCUAAAAUCCUGGUCCCAGAGGAUUACUUUUCAGAUCAGUGUAACGUUGCUGGCUGGAAACGCUGCUGGCUGUCAGUGCUAUGGAAUCUGCUUUUCGAUCCAGCCCCAGCAUGUUUUCGAUAGCCCCUCUAUCGGCACAAGGAAGCAUCUUGCACUUGUGGAAAAGGAAAGCUGUGCCAAGCUGACGUGGGCUGCUGUCUGCAGAAAGGAAGCCCCGCUGUAGCUGGAUGUGGUUUCAGAAAGAUCCCGACAGACUCACUGAAAUAAGGGAGGAUCGUCCACUGAGCAGCGUUAGAAGAGAAUAGGCCAAGGUGGCAAAUCUCCAAAGGUGGGAUUAUUGGGUUUCUUUGAGAAAAAGCAAUGGUUACAGUGCCCUAACUUGUUAGUUCUUAACAAAUGAUAAAAAGAUGUUAACAGCUCCCGGUUUCUCUGUUUUUCUUAAUAUGGGAGCUUAGCAAAAUGUAUUGUUAAACACAUUUUGGAGCUAAUGAGCUGAUUGAUUACCUCUCUGCCAGUCUAAAAUGUAACAGUGUGAAUAAUGUAUAGUGAAUUCAGGCCUUAAAGUUUAAUUCUAAUAAAGAUGAAAGUAGAAUUGUUUUCCA
This is a messenger RNA of Numida meleagris (helmeted guineafowl), 3446 nucleotides long. RefSeq names its product carbohydrate sulfotransferase 10 (gene CHST10). Gene Ontology annotation, cellular component: membrane. Gene Ontology annotation, molecular function: sulfotransferase activity. The record is from RefSeq and is a predicted model, not a curated record. Gene Ontology annotation, biological process: proteoglycan biosynthetic process; carbohydrate biosynthetic process. Bases 266 to 1405 code for a protein of 379 amino acids. NCBI's taxonomy places the organism in Eukaryota, Metazoa, Chordata, Aves, Galliformes, Numididae. The transcript is spliced from 5 exons.